Diachasmimorpha longicaudata is the source of this 3285-nucleotide messenger RNA. RefSeq lists its product as uncharacterized. Gene Ontology annotation, biological process: cilium assembly. Bases 846 to 3221 code for a protein of 791 amino acids. Gene Ontology annotation, cellular component: microtubule; cilium. NCBI's taxonomy places the organism in Eukaryota, Metazoa, Arthropoda, Insecta, Hymenoptera, Braconidae. The record is from RefSeq and is a predicted model, not a curated record. The transcript is spliced from 12 exons. Gene Ontology annotation, molecular function: microtubule binding.
AUUUCAAUUCGUUCUAAUUACGCACAAUCGAUUGUUAUGAGUCAAAUGGAAUAACGCAAUUAGUAUAAAAGAUUUCAUAACAAUAACUGAGAAAUUAAGUUUUAUUUAUUUUUGUCCUUUGUAGGGGAGACGGUUUGAUAAAUAUUUCCAAUCGAUUAAUUAUUUAUUGAUCUUAUGGAUUAUGCAUCCCACAUAAUUAAAAGAUUAUUCGAAUCUAUAUGAAAAUCUCCUGCAGUAAUUUCCUUCUUGUCAGUGCGACAUUCCCAAAACGGGAAAAAAUCAUAAAUAAAUAAACAUAAACCAAAGGUCAUCGGCCUUCACAAAGGCCAUGCGUGUUCGCGAACAUAUCAGCAGUGUAAAGGCACAUCUUCAAUGUCCAGUGGAAGCCGUUGACCGUGAGUCGGCCGAGGUCAUUAUCCCGAUGGCAUCUCUCCGAAUGGAUCGAUCUCGCGCAUCGAUUCGAACCCUGACAACGAAAAAUGAGGGCUCACGGGUCCCAAUGUACCUGGGGGUGAACCCCCGACGAUUCACCCGAUUGUCGUUAUGGUAACAAAACCCCGAUCGAAUUCACGGAGUUGUUCGUCCACCUUAGGGUUUACCCUCGUCUCGAGGGGUAGACUGUCAGCAACCGUGGUUAAGAGCACAUUGAGAACAAUCGCACGAGUUGACCGUGUAAUUGCAGUGAUAUUUUCUCUCGCACGUGGAUAGAAUGUACAGUGCAACGGAGAUUUUUCUCAUGAGAAUGUAAUCAACUGCGAGGAAAAUUCUAUUUGGGGUUGUUUUCUUUCAAUGGCCCUUUCCCAUCCGAAUCCCAACGUAAUUCCACCGUGGAGUAAUUAACUAACAUGACGGGACGAGUGUCACUGGUGGAACAAAAGAGACUGCAGUGGGCACAGGAAAGAGAGGAAAUGGCUAGACUGAGUGCUCCCUGGGAAUCAACGAAAAAUUCAACUCACCCUCGCACAACUAUUCGCACAAGACUCUCGUCACGCGAAUCAGGAGUGACCCGUAAGCCACUGCGAGCUAGUGGUCACUACGGCAGUACAACGAGCCUCCGUACAUUGGAGACAGGUUCAACGAGCCUUCAAAGUUUAGAUUUUUCAACUGGUGGGAGUAUGAUCAAUAUUCUGGAGCGCGCCGAAUUACAAGGGCCACUGCGAAAGAGAAGUCCCAGCCUUCCUCCGAUCUACACGAAGGAGCCCCAGCCCCAUCAGCCAGUCUAUUCUACUCAGGAACUUCCAGGCUUAGAGGUGGAGGGUUCACGCUAUGCGAAUUAUCCCCGUCAAAAGCAUCCCCCUGUUGAGUCAGACCGGAAGCCUCAGCAGCGUUGUACAUAUGAGGAACGAGAAGGCGAGACGUCGGGAUACGCGAGUGAUUCGAUUGAACCGCCCCGGGGCUUCCACAUGACUGAUGGCAAGAGAUUACUACCGCUUGAUAAAUCCCUGGUGGAUAACCACGCGUCCGGGAGACUCUGGCCAAAUCCUUACAACGAGACGUCAGACGGCUCAUUGCCGUCGUCGAGGCGCUUUUCAACGACACGUCUCAACGAACUCAAUCGACCGAGAUGGGAGAGCGUCUGGAAUCGGGACAAUCAUCAUUCCGAUCCCCCACCCCCCUCUUGGCUGGAACGGGGCCUUUCACGAAUGGAUCAUUCGAGUCAGAUUCUGGUGAUAAAUCACGAUAGCGCAAGCAGUCCAGACAGCUCAACGACAGGCUCCACAGGGUCUGACUCAAAGACGUACCUCCGAGGUCAGAACAUACCCGUCGAUGCGCACAUACUUCAAGAGCGCGAGGCAAAAAGACAGAAGGCAUUAGAGCUUCAGAAUGCAAUAAAACAGCAGUUGGAGGAGAAGGACAGAAAGCGGAGAGAGGAACGAGAGCAAAAAUUACGUGAGGAGCGCGAAGAAGAGGAGCGAAUAAAACGGGAGAGAAACAAAGAGAACGAGAGAUUCGAGGAGGAGCAGAGACGUCUGAAGGACAAAGAAGAUGCUAAAUUGAAAAAGGAAGUGGCCAUGCGGGAGAUCCUCGAGACUGCUGAGAGAAUAGCCAGAGAGGAGAAGCGUCAGAAACGUCAACGGGACGAUGCCAGUGACGUCGAACGGUUCAAUGCCCCUGAACCUAGAGAAACUAUAAAUACAAAUGAACUUUCAACAUCGAACGAACAAGGAGCGCAAUCCAAGACUGAUGUGGGCAUGGAGAAUGCCCCGAGGGAGUCGAAUAACGAGGAAAAGGCCCCACAGAAGAGUGAGAAAAUUAGGGAGGAGAUUAAUGAGAGUCAUCUUUGUCUGCCAGUCAACAAGGAAGUUGCCAUUGUGCUGACUGGGAGACUAGAGGAUUCAGAUUUCCUGAGUGGUUCCAACCUCCAACUGCUCAAUCUCAUCGUCAAUUCAACCCCACGGGACAGAAAUCACUGUGAAGGGGUUAAUUCGAGCAUUAGUGCUAUCGUGAAGACACUUGGCAGUCCCAAGUUGAAGAAGAAUGAGAUGGGCACCAUGUGCUCACCCAGAUUCAGGGAGAAUAGGCUUUUGACCCCCAGCAAAUACAGGGCACUUUCGGGGAGGGAUUUUGGGACACAGACGGAUGGGGAGAACGAGGGAGAGGGAAAGGAUGGAACCAAGGAGAGGAAAGAAGUUAUUAAUACCAGCAGAAGAGAUAUUGACAAGUCAACCAGUACCGGCUCUACCGACGAUAAAAGCUCCCGAUCGAAGUCACAACCACGAGCUAGUAUUGAUGCCCGACCCCGGUGGAACGCCAAUAGGCCCGGAACACGCUACCGAACCCAGAGCGAGAAGGACCCCCAUUAUCAGAGACGAUUGAGGUUGAGGAGGCGUCGCGUUGAGUCGAGUGACGAACGUUCGAGAUCGCCCUCCCCAAAUCGUCGAAAGUCCACGAACCAAAAAUCAAAGCCACGCAAUUCCUCCAGAAGAAAAGUGAAACUGGAGCAUUACGAUGCUGAUCUGUCAAUGGAUAGUUUGAACUCAGUUGUACCCCUCCGAGUAAAUGAGCAUGGAAGACUCCAAUUAGAAGAUGAUAAAAUAGUGACGAGUGGUGGUGAGUCUCGACAUGAAGACGACAAAAUGGAAUCAACGGAAAAAUUUGAUAUGUGGUGCGGUGAACAGAUACUCUCUCAACUGACUGCUCUCAGAAAUGGACUGUUAUUCAAGCAACAGGAGUGGGACACGGAACGAUGUUUAGUAUCUCCGAAUACUGACUAUUAUUAACCAACGGGGUGUUGUUAGAAAGAUUUUUCCGAUAACUUGACAUUCUUUUAACUGAAUAAUUCCC